Dimorphilus gyrociliatus is the source of this 1457-nucleotide messenger RNA. NCBI's taxonomy places the organism in Eukaryota, Metazoa, Annelida, Polychaeta, Dinophilidae. The record is from the annotation of a GenBank genome assembly.
AGCAUUCCGGAAGUUUCUAUAGAAAGAUGGCGUCUGAAAAAACGACAAAGAAUAUUUAUGCGGUGUUUUUGCCCGAAUUUAUGGACUAAGGGUGUACAUUUAUUAGACCAGUUAGAUUAUUUAUUUAACGGCAGCAAAAAAUGUCGAACGACUUGUGCGUUUGCUGCCAAAAAACUAUAAAUUCAUGUAGAAUACAUUGCACAGAAUGUACCACUGUAUCAGUUGAUUUGUGUGUUCAGUGCUUUGCAUGCGGAGCGGAAGUUGGGCCACAUAAGAGAGAUCAUAGUUAUGAAAUAUUGGAUAGUGGACACUUUUGCUUAUUCGAUGAAAGAUCAGAUUCUUCUUGGAAACUAAAUGAAGAAUGCCUUCUACUCGAUGCAGUAGAGCAAUUUGGUUUUGGAAAUUGGGAGGAUGUAAGCAAUCAUGUUCGAACAAGGUCGGCAGAAGAUUGUCAAAUACAUUACUACACAUAUUUCAUACAAGGACGAAUUGGGCCAAAAACUGUUCCUAGGGACUUGCCAGAUAACAUAAUCGACCAUACCGGAACUUGUAAUGGUGAUUUAAGUCCUUCACUCCCCGUUACUGCUCCUAUUAUAGAGUUAACUUCUCAAGAACAACGGGAGUUUGGAUACCUACCUCUUAGAGAUGACUUUGAAAUAGAAUAUGAUAAUGAUGCUGAGAAAACUGUUUCUGAUCUAACCCUGAAUUACCAUGAAGAUGAUGAAACAGACCUAGACAUCAAAUUACUACAAAUUGAAGCCUUUAGAGAGCGCCUCGAGGAAAGGGAGAAAAGAAAACACGUGGCUCGAGUCCACAAUAUCAUAUCUUCCUUACUACCGUCCGACAAAAAAUUCAAAACCGAUCGUUCAAACUCUAAAAGAAAAAGCUUUCUGAAAAAUGAAAAGGGCGAAAUUGAUUGCGAAAUAAGUGAAAAAUUUCGCAAUUUUGCACAAUUCCAUAAUGAAGCUGAACUUAGUGAUUACGUUCUUAAUUUAAAAAAAAUAAAACAGUUGAAACAACGAAUCAAAGAACUUCAACGCUAUAGACGAAAUGGUAUUCAAAAAUUUUCCGAGUGCUCUAAAUUUAACAGUGAACGAUUAAAAAAUGAUAAACGAAAUCAACAGAAACGUAAAUUGUUAUUCUCAUGUAAAAGUGCAAAACAAGAGAAGAGAAACGAUAGAGACUGUUUCGAAUCUGGUCGUGACGUAACGAACGGUCGAGUUGAUAGUGACCGUUUACAGGCGGAAAUAUUGUCUGACAGUGAAAAAAAGUUAUGCAAUUCAAUUGACAUGAAACCGAAUACGUAUUUGACCAUCAAAACUUGCAUAAUCAAGGAUUAUUUACAAAGAAGACAAGGAUUGCCUGUAAAGAUGAGGUACCCCAGCCAUUUAGACAAGGCUCACCGUCGGAAAAUACUGACAUUCCUUACUCAUAAUGGUUGGAUCGGAAGUGUUUAG